This is a messenger RNA of Suhomyces tanzawaensis NRRL Y-17324, 1275 nucleotides long. RefSeq names its product dihydrofolate synthase. The coding region runs from base 1 to 1275 and encodes 424 amino acids. Lineage: Eukaryota; Fungi; Ascomycota; Pichiomycetes; Serinales; Debaryomycetaceae. The record is from RefSeq and is a predicted model, not a curated record. Gene Ontology annotation, molecular function: dihydrofolate synthase activity; ATP binding; tetrahydrofolylpolyglutamate synthase activity. The transcript has a single exon. Gene Ontology annotation, biological process: folic acid-containing compound biosynthetic process. Gene Ontology annotation, cellular component: cytosol; mitochondrion; cytoplasm.
AUGCCUAUCGAUCUCGGACUAGCAAGAGUGGCCCGACUCUUGAACCACUUGAACAAUCCUCACCUCAAAGCCUACAAGGCUAUCCAUUUGGCAGGCACCAAUGGCAAAGGUUCCACCGUGUCGUAUCUCUCUUCCAUUCUCACCCAAUCAAAGAUCCGAAACGGACGGUUCACCUCUCCUCACAUUCUACACUACAAUGACUGUGUAAGUAUCAACAACGAAACGUAUCCUCUUUCGAAGUUUCAGGAGGUCAGCAAGUUUGUCCAGGAAAAGAACAGGUUGCAUGAGCUCGGAUGCACCGAGUUUGAGCUCCUUACUGUCACAGCAUUCAAGAUCUUCGAAAUCGAAAACGUCGAAAUCGCCGUCAUAGAGGUGGGUUUGGGAGGACGCUUGGAUGCUACCAAUGUGCUAGAACCCUUCAAGGAGGGCACGGGUGUCAUAGCCACUGGAAUCACCAAAAUCGGAAUAGAUCACGAAAGUUUCUUGGGCGACACUUUGGCUAAAAUAGCUUUUGAGAAGGCAGGAAUCAUCAAGGAAGGUAUCCCAUGUGUGGUCGACAGAACCAACCACAAGGAAGCGGUGGAUGUGGUAGCAAAGAAGGCAAACGAAUUGAAUUCCCCGUUAUACCAAGUGGAUGGACUCCAUGAGCUGGAACCAAGAUCAUUAUCCGCGGAUUUUGGCAUUGAAGCCAUUAAGGCCCUAGUGGACAAGUCUCCUCUUCAAGGAGAUUACCAGAAGCAGAAUCUAAGCAUUGCCCUCAAAAUUAUUGAAUUGAUAAAGGACAAAAGAAUCACCAAAGAGACCAUCACAAAAGGUAUCGAGACCACUACCUGGAGAGGCAGACUACAAUCGCUAGAGAUUCCUCAGUUGGGUCUCCCAAUCCUAUUGGAUGGAGCUCACAAUGAAAGCGCAGCCAUUGAGUUGGGUAAGUAUCUUACUCGAUUUCAGGAUGGGUUUAUUUUUAUUAUUGCCAUAACUAAAGGAAAGGCAGUUUCCAACCUUUUAAAGCAUGUUAUCAAUAAGACCAACGAUAAGGUCAUUUGUACGUCAUUCACAUCGCCUGAAAGCAUGCCUUGGGUGUCAAAUUAUCCCGUAGAGGAAUUGAAACAAUUAUGCAGCACCUUCGUGGAGGACGUGGAGAUAAGCGAAGGCGUCAAAAAUGCCUUGGAGUAUGCUUCCAAGUUGAAGCAGGAAGGUGAUAAGCGGGAGGUCGUGGUUUUUGGUAGUCUCUACUUGUGUGGAGAUGUAUUGAGAUUAGUGGAAGAAUCACCUUAG